ACAUGGAUGACAUACUUCAUCACAAUUUUCAAGUAUGCUAGGAAAUAUCUAGACCACGACCCAGUUGAGACGUUUUACUAUUGUUACUUCUUAUGGAAUGGAAACACGAUUAAGUACACAAUACAUAAACAACAAAUAUUUGUGUAGAUAUCUUUAAAAUAGUACAAAACACGAGCGUAGUUGUACGUGUUACCUAGUGGAGAAAAGAUUCAUGAGGAUGAAUCAUCCAGUUGUUAAAGGCACUACAUUGAAUUGUGAGUACGUGAAACACCUGGAUGAGUUCAGCAAUUUCCCAGUGAGAGACGAAGAUGUGUGGAUCUGUGGAAGUCCAAAAUCAGGGACAACAUGGACUCAAGAAAUGGUAUGGAUGAUAAUGCACAACCUUGAUUUCGAAGGAGCCAAGGAGGAUAUUCAUAUCAGAGUACCAUUUGCUGAGUUAUCAUGGGCUGCGCCACACGAUGAAAACUCACCACACCAUGCUCGCGAUACCUUGGGCUUCAUCAAAAAGGAAUACGAAAAAGGUCCAGUAUGUCUGAAAACACAUUUACCCUGGCAGCUUCUACCGAGGGAUAUACAAGAAGGUUUGAAAAAACCAAAGAUAAUAUAUGUUAUGAGAAAUGCCAAAGAUCAGAUAGUUUCUAUGUAUCAUUGGAAUAAGAUGCUAUAUGGAUACAACGAACCCUUAGAAAAAUUCUUUGAAGGAUACCUUAAAAAUGAAUGUAAGUAAAACACCAGCUUAAAAUUACACAUUGGUUGAGGAGUUGACAGAGGACUUGCGAACCACGUUGUGAAUAUGUGUCAAUCCGUAAGCAGUGAGUUUACAAUAUCUUUAACAUGUAUUGCCAAAAGGAUGAGAAGCCAAACCUUGUUGAAAAACAAGCUUCCAUUUCAGUCAGUAGACGUAACUACAUACGAGGGAUGUCUUUUAAGUUUCGCAUAUGGAAAUAAAACAACACGGUAGGUUGUUUUAAAUGACUUUAUUGAUUUUCAAAGUAUUUUCCACGAAGGUUAAUACACAUCUGCAUGCGCUCGAACAAAUUUUCGAAGCACUUAUUCCACUCGAUUGCUGGCAGAUCCAAAACGGCAUUUUUGAAUGCGACAACUGCUUCUUCUGGUGACUGGAACCUUUGACCACGUAGUCUGUUUUCAAUUUUCGGGAAAGUAAAGAAAUCGUUAGGACUUAGAUCGGGACUA
Acanthoscelides obtectus is the source of this 1194-nucleotide messenger RNA. The record is from the annotation of a GenBank genome assembly. NCBI's taxonomy places the organism in Eukaryota, Metazoa, Arthropoda, Insecta, Coleoptera, Chrysomelidae.